Molecule: messenger RNA, 2298 nt
Organism: Penicillium subrubescens
Lineage: Eukaryota; Fungi; Ascomycota; Eurotiomycetes; Eurotiales; Aspergillaceae
Product: E3 ubiquitin-protein ligase
Exons: 1
Coding region: 1-2298 (765 amino acids)
Source: RefSeq, a predicted model, not a curated record
AUGGUGCUCUCGCUGCCUAUCCCCAGCUUCUCCAGACCCUCCCCCUCACGCCCCGCCGAUGGCACACCUGCACCACAAACCGGCCGGACUGCCUUGAAACCCUCUGGCAUAGGCAGCUCUGCAGCCUCGUCUUCCCCGAACAGACACUCCAUCACCCUCAGCGAAGCUCUCCGAAAUAACCCCUUCGGGAGUACGUCGCGCUCCCGACCAGCACAUGUCCCUCUCCGCCAAAAGGAGGAGCAGAUGCGAGAGCAGGACGAGCUGAAUGCCGCGCUAGAGACUCUUGCGCGUACAUUUCCGGAUGUGCGCAUAGAGGUCUUCCGCGAGUUACUGGUACGCUUCGACGGUGAGAGCCGGCUGCAGGUCUGCAUCGAGCAACUGCUGCGACAUAAGGAGAAGUGGGUUGAGGGCCGGUGGAAUGUCCCUGAGACUGAAGCUGCACCGGGUGGCCAUGGCCCCAAUACUCGAGAAGGGGCGCAUGGCCCCGUGGGUGAGAACGUCGUCCCGGUCGAGGAGCGCUUCCGGUCAGAGGAGUAUAAGGUCGCGGUGCAGGUCAGUCUGGCGAAGGAAUUCAGCAGUCUGAGCAAAAGCACCGUUGAUGCCGUACUGGCCGAGGCGAACUUUAGCUACUGGCGUGCACGUCCGACGCUACGGGAUCUCUCGCGCCGUACGUGGCGGGCAACAUUCAAUAGCAUGUUACCGUUUCGUCGCAAGAAAGAUCGAGAUGAUCAUCCGCUUAUGACGUGGCAACGCCGUAUGGAUGGCGAGCUUAUACCCCGGUUGAAAGAAACCGGUUCAGCCGAGCUUGAUGCCGAGCUUCAUACCAUUCUCCUGGCUCCACUACUAGACCAACGGCGGGAGAACCAGGAGGCUGACGAUUUCCGACUCGCUUUGGAACUAAACGAGAAGGAGGCAAAAGCGGUUGAUGCAUUGUAUGAGUGCGAGUGCUGCUUUGCCGACGUUGCCUUUGAGCAGAUUGCGGUCUGCUCGUCUAAUGCCCAUGUCAUUUGCUAUCAUUGCAUCCAACGAACGAUCUACGAGGCGUUGUUCGGUCAGGGCUGGGGCAAAUCUGUGGACUUGGAGCGCUCGACAUUAAAGUGUCUGGCUCCAUUAUCAGCCGGCGCGUGUGAUGGCUGUCUCCAUCCUCAAAUCGUCGAACAGGCCGUCCUUCUCGACACCGCUGGUUCCGAAACGUACCGCAAAUUCGAGGAUCGAUUAGCCUCGGAAACGCUGCUCAAGUCUCAAAUGAAACUCAUUCGAUGUCCGUUCUGCUCCUACGCCGAAGCUGAUCCGGUCUAUCAUCCCUCUUCUCGCGGUAUCCGCUGGCAGGUUCGCCGGGACGCGGGUAUCAUCCCUUCCAUUCUAAUGACUCUUUUCCUUCUUGACCUUGUCCCUUUACUCAUUAUUCCUUUCUUAAUUCUCCUUAUUGUGGACCCGUCAUCUGUCACCGCCGUCUUUGAAAACGCGAUUCGACACCUUUGCCUUAAAAUCCGCCCUAAACGAUUCACAUGUGCCAAUCCAACUUGUCAAGGUGUGAGUUGCAUAACGUGCCAGAAACCCUGGCGUGAUCCACAUAUCUGCCACGAGCCGCUUCUACUAGACCUUCGAGCCACCGUCGAGGCGGCACGAACUGCAGCAGUCAAGCGAACCUGUCCUCGCUGCAGCCUCUCGUUUGUCAAGUCCUCGGGCUGUAACAAGCUGACCUGCGUCUGCGGUUACUCGAUGUGCUACCUGUGCCGGAAGGCACUUGGCCCGCGCAUGCAACCCGCCCGAGCCCGACGUGGAUUUGACCGGCCACGUCCCCGGGACUUAGACGCUUACGACGGCCCAGCCGACGAAAAUCCGUUCGAGGACGACCCAGAAGCUGAAUCCGAAGAUGACGAGUUCGAAGAGCCAGAAGGCUACAAGCACUUCUGCGAGCAUUUCCGCAUUAAUCCGGGAUCCAGAUGCACCGAGUGUAGCAAGUGUGAUCUCUACCAGGCCGAAGACGAAGAAGCCGUAGCCCGUCGUGCAGGCGAGAAAGCCGAGCGGGAAUGGCACCUUCGGCAAGAGCUGUCCAGUCCCAAUACUUCAGCAUCGGCAGUUGGAUCGCAUAGCGUGAAUUAUGAUCUAUCAGCCGGAGCUGAGAGCCAUGCCACCGGCCGUCACGCAUCCAGUACCUUGUGGGACCUGCAUCUGACAGGGAAGCCAUGGGCUUACUGGGUGAGUGAUGUUUGGUCAGAAGGACGGUGGAAAUUAGAAGGCCAGGCCUUGGUUGAUUGGAUUGUAGAGCGGGUUAUCGUGAUAGACGAGGUGUGA